This is a messenger RNA of Myotis davidii, 5929 nucleotides long. RefSeq lists its product as uncharacterized. The transcript is spliced from 16 exons. The record is from RefSeq and is a predicted model, not a curated record. The coding region runs from base 617 to 3043 and encodes 808 amino acids. Lineage: Eukaryota; Metazoa; Chordata; Mammalia; Chiroptera; Vespertilionidae.
CGGGGCGGGCUCACCUCCGGCGGGGCGCGGCGCAGCGGCGGUGAUGCCUGAAACGUGGCGGAGGCGGGCCUGGCUGCGGUUGGCUGGUGCAGGGCCCGACACCCGCCUCCUCCCACGCCUCAGGCAUUCAUUCCCGGAGCGUAUCUGCCGGCCUGGGGUCCUGUUGGAUGCUUGUGCCGGUGGGCAGGCGCCGUCGGCCAGAGAAAAGGGAGUCUCUAUUGGAGCCGAAAAGUUUGAUAUUCGCGGUUUUAUAAAGCGCCCUGAAAGCGAGAAGAGGGGCUGGGAGAUGUGCUCACUUGUACACACUCCUUAUGGCUCAAAAGGACCGCGCUAUUAUUCACAAUUACGGCUCGCGGGGAGGCCGUCCAGGCACUAAGGAGACGAACCUGCAAAGGGAGAAAGAGAUGAGAAGGCGCUUACUAUAGAGAAGCCAAGGGAGGACCUCGUCUUUAGAAGGGAGUGGUCAGCUGCGUUGAGUGCUACGAAAAGGUCAAGUAAAAGGACAGAAAAAUGUCAGGUGGAAGCCGUUGGGGGACCUUAGCAAGAGCUGUUCAGGUGGACAGAUGGAAGCCAGACUAAAGAGAGAUGUUUUAAAGUCUGAGCAUGAUCACUAGGGAUGAAAUCUGAAGAACACAGAAGGAUGGAAAGAUGCUGGCCCCUUGAUUCAGCUACUGAAUUGGAAAACCCUAGGCUAGUCACUCUUUCUUCAAACAUGUCUGAUGGCAGAAUGGAAGACUUUACUAAAACUAGACCUUUGGACAUUGGACCUAUCUAUUUCUUUGAUCAGAUGAAACCAAAAAAGAAAAAAUGGGAAAAGAGAGACCGCCUCCCCCAUUUGGAGCGCACUUCAGAAGAAAAACAUAGUCCUACAGAGAGUUUUAACUCUAAAGAAGUAGAUGAGGAACCAAGUCUAUCUAUAGUAGCUGCAUCGAAGAAGCAAUAUGCGUUUCAACCAUUUGCCAUCUCACCAACUCCUGUUGUUUCCAAGCUUUCUGCUAAGCUUACAUUCUCCAAAAUACAAAUGCAAAAGAGUCUGCUUGAAGAAUACAAAGGCAUUGCUGCUGAAUUACUGUGUGAACUUGGGGAGACAUUGCACCUGUAUGCUGAGUAUAAUAUUGCUUUCCCUGUAGGAAUUGUAAAUCUUGUGAAUUACAGUUGGCAUGAUCUCAUUGAAGAAGCUAAUAAAUAUGAAACCAAAAUGUCAAUGUUGAAGAAACAGGAUGCCUUGCAAAGCAAUUCCAGUUGCAUGAUAGUUGACAAAAUCAGCAACUAUCCAAUAGAAUGUCAUAAGGAAAAUCUGAUGAAAACAAAAAGAGAUCACCACCAUUUUGUAUCAAUUCAUCCUAUGAAAAAAAUAUCUGUUUUCAGCCAAAAGCAGUAUUCCCAGAUCUUCCAGGAAAGCAAUUUACCUUUUGUCAUUCACUUCUCACUGUCGUCCAAGAUCUGUUUAGAAAAUGGUUGGAUCCUUCACUAUCCUCACACAAAAUUGGAAAUUCUGAAAUGGAAGACAGUCCUUCAUAUCGCUGUGAAGAAGCUACAAGAAGCCAUAAUUCAAAUCAAAACAGAAGCAGCCAAGCUGAAGAAAGAGGGAUUCAACAAACGACUUAUUCUGCGCCACUAUAAUGAUCCUAAACAGGAGGCAGAGGUGGACAGUAGUCCCCUCGGUUCUCAAUAUUUCUGGCUGGAGCUGCUGAAGGGGAAGCCUCAGAUGCCAGCAGUCCAACAGGAUGACCCAGGGAUGAAAAAGUUCCAUUACGCCUUGAUAGACGGUUCCUCCAUGAUUUACUAUCCGUCUGGCCGUGUAGCUGUCUGUCAAAGCUAUUCUGCCCUCCCUUGGGGUGGCAUGUACACCAACAUAUUCAGUGACUUGCCAGAUCAAGUUAUCCUUGGGACAUUUACACCUUUUGGAUGUGGUAGUAUUUCUUUUCCUAAGAGCCAAAUAAUAUCAAUGAUGUUUAAUGAGGAUGGAGGCCUGGUGAUCAACAAAAAUGGAUACAUUGUAAGAGAAUGGGCAUGGCCUUCAAAGGGAAAACUUGAUGAUCCUGUUGAAAUUUCGCGUUCAAGUUUCUCAGGUGCAGAAAAUACUGCUACAUUUGAUACAGCAAUGGACAUAAGCCCUAUGUCUGACAUUGCGACAGUUAUUAAAUUAAGAAGACUACAGAGAAAAGCCAAGCACAUCCUAUUUAACUGGCUGGAUUACUACAAAUUUUCAUUGGGAAUAGAAUGUCUGCACAUGUGCAAAGUGCCCAGGUUUCGACCAAAAGUGGUCAGGAAACAAGAAGUCUCCCCAGCAGAAUUUCUUCUGAAACCAAGUGCAAAGGAAAAAGAUGAGAAUAAGGAGUAUCUUCUAUACCGAAACACCUUCCUAAAACUGAAGGGUGUCUUUCAGCCUUCGCCUCUCCUUUGCAUCCAGAAGACCCCAGCCAGCAAGUGUUCCUUCAGGCUUCCCCUCCCCAUUCAGAGCAAGGAUGGGCAGUUUGCUCCCCAUCUGGCUUGUCCUGUGGUCCUAAGGAGAAUGCUCUGCAGGAAGGACGGGCCCAUUUGCCGAUGUAGCACUUACAGUGUUCCCGAAGUGACAGACCUGGAGUAUGAUCACCUUAUAAACCAGCAACUGUCCUCCAUGGACCAGAUUAUUAUAGUCUAUGUGUUCUCAGCUAAGGAAAAGGACAAGACUAUGAAGGAAGUGAACAAACUGUACAGGGAACAGAAUAAAGCUCGAAACAUGCCUUGUACUCAGAGUCGUUUGGAUUCCUUUCGAUUUCUCAAAUACAACAUAAUGUCUGCAUCUAAAUUUACAGGCAGCAAUUACCCACUUCUGGUUCAAAGGCACAAUGUCGUUCCAGGAAUUUUUUUGAUGUACAUCCAAGGAAAAUUACUAUUUGCCAACUUUAUUUUCAAUGGUUACAGCACCUCUGCUAAAGACCUUCAGAAGCAAAUUGUGAAGACAAGGGGUGAUUAUCAUAUGGGAUAUUUCCUACCCAGUGACUUCAGAAUCCGGGCUCAACCUACUGCAUGUUUUGGAAAUGAAGAUAUACUUCUCUAAAAAUAAAAAUUAAACAACAUUAAAAAAAAACCUCACCAAAGAAAUUCUUAACAGCAUAUGAUAUCCAGAUCAAAGAGAAAGUACUGUAGGAAAUGGUCAUUUGAAUGGACUGGUUUUAAUAGGAAUAAAAAAAUUAGAGGAUAAAAAUACAGAGAAGGUAAAGUAUAAAAACAAAAUGGUUCCUUUUGUACAAUGAAAGCUCUUCUACUUUGAGAAAAGGUACUGAUUGUAACUUCACUUAUUUUCAGGAUAGAAAUGAAAUAGGUACUAAAGUAAUAGAUGUUACAAAAUUCAUGCACUUAGUAUAAUCCAGUUUUUUUGGGUCUUUACUGAGUCAAUUUACUCUUAUUUCCUACAUUAUUCUAGCAGUCUUAGCCACCUUGUUUUCAAAACCAAGCAGACUAGAAGGGGAACUAUGAGGAUGGAAAAAGGCACACUUAAGCAAGCAGUAAUAUAAACUGGAGAAAUUAGAACUAUUAAAAAACAAAGACAACAAAAUGAAGAAAGCACAGCAGAAUGGAGCCAUUUGGUAAAGGGUAUAUAGCUCUCAAUGCCUAAUUAGUUUAUCACAGCAUAAUUAACUACUGUUAAUAAUGACCAUUUUGACAUCAAAAAAGAUUAAAUAAAAUGCAUUUUAUAUAUUGUUUAAGAGGAUAGCAAUGCAUAUUAAGUUUUAAAGACUCCCUUCAACACUUAUUUCAAAAAAUUUUAAUGCUGAAUUUAAGCUCUAUAGAAAACUGGGGUAUAAAGAAUGACUCAUUCCCCCAAAAUUCAGAAACCCACUUCACGGGUAAUUCUACUAAAUUACCCAUGCAUGUUUAGUCUCAAACCAAUAGUUCUAGAAUAUAAAUCUUGAUGAACAGAGUUGAAAUCACAUUUACAGUGCUGUAUGUUUUAAGUCUAUACACUGUACUAAGAACAACUAAGAACAAAAUGUUUAACAUUGUCCUAAAAUAUACACAACAAUUUAUGCGAGGAUGUUAGUAAAAUUUUCUUUCAGAGCUUAAUUCAUUGAUGGAGAAUCCUAGAAAUAUCAAUAUGUAAAAAUGAAUUAAUACUUCAAAUAUAUGGCAAUCACAUAUACAACCAAAUGUUUUUAGCAAGUUUAGUAAAGAACUAAGAGGCAAACAAAAGUAUGCUAAGCAGCCAAACAGGUUCCAUAAAGUCCAUGCACGCCACUGACAGAAAAGCCCCUUAGCCUUCUUUCAGUCUACUUACUCUUACUUUAGACACAAUUCUAGCAAGCUUGGCAAUCUGGUUUCCCAGUCCACAGCAGAUUAGAAGCAGCAAAUUAGGGGCUAAUGCAGGAUGCAGGCACAGAAGACAGGAGCAAAAAGUGACAGCUGAUUAUACGGGAAAACAGAGAAGCUGUGAAAAACAAACAUGACUCAAAAGCAUAGCAAUACAGGACCACGCAGGAAAGGGGCAUUAUAUGUCUCAGGAGCCUCCUGAGGGCAAGUUUCUGAUUAUCACUCCAUAAUUGAUGUUCUUAAAGAUGACAAAAAAAAGUUAAAAUUAUAAACUACUCUAGAAAAAGGGAAGUAGAAAGUCCAUUGUAGAAAAUUUCGCACUGUACUGUUAAAAAAGUUUAUUAAAUGGAUUUGCCUCAGUUACCCAAAAAAUUAACUUAUACAAGUUAGUUAUCAUCAAUGAUUACAGAUAAAUCAACUGUUACUAUACUUAGGAUAUUUCCCCAUAUUUUCUCCUCUAAAAUAUUUAUAGCUUUAUUUUCUAAUAUAAUGUAAAUUGCACAGAUAUGUUCUUAUAAAUAUAACUGAGAGAAUAAAUCAACUUUUAUGCUUUGUCUAGUUGUCAUUCAUGGCAUGAUACCUACUUUAAUUCAAAUAAUGAAUUGGCUGAGCUAUACCAAUCUUAUGGUAUUUAGUUCCUGUUUCCUUGUUUUGUUUAGGUAUAGAAACAAUACAUGAUGAUUAAUCCAAAUCAACUGAGCCCUCCUUCCCACAUGAUUUCUCAAUAAUGUAUCAAAAUAUUUCAUAUUUUACAUUAGUGAUGGGGUAUGAGUAAGUCACCAGAGUGAAAUGACCUCCAACAUCCCUUAACACUUGAUUUAUAAUUUUGUGAAAUGUAGAUGAACUUGAAUCUUUUUAUGCUUUAAUAUUAAAAGCUUUACCACUUUUAUUAUGUGAAUCAGAAUUACUAUUGUUUUAAAUGAAAACUGAACUUUUAAUUUUUGACUUAUUUUACAAAUAUAUUUAUGACCAGAUCUUGUUUUAUUUUUAGCCUCAAUAGUUUUACUUUUAAAUAUUUCUGAGAAGUCAGAAUCACAAACAUCAUUUAGCAAUAUAGAAGAUUUUGGUUUUGCUGGAAAAACUUCCUGUGAAGUUAUUAAGUUAGCUGUAUCCACAGCUUUUAAAUGAUGGAUCUGUGAUUUAAACUCAGGCUUAUCCUUCUGCAUUAAACACUUAAGCCAAUAUUCUUAAAUUUCCUUACUAAUUUGCCUUAAAUGUGUUUCUUUUGACCUGCUUGUCUCCCAUAACUUCAAACUUGAGUCAAUGUGCUUUUUCCCAAUAAAGUAUAUUCAGAUAUUGUAAGUACAAUUAGACUUUAAAGAGGACUUAACUUAUGAAGUCAGAUAAUAGAGAAAACUUGUGAAUAUAAGCAGAGGACCACAAAUCAAAGACUAGGAAGAGUCUGGCACUAGACUAGUCAGACCAGAUAUGUAGUUUUAAUGAAAGCUGAAAAGAAAAUAAUUUAAGAUAUAAUUGUCACCAGAUCAUUUAUUGCCAUGAUUUUCCUAACUAUAGACAAAGCAUAAAAAUUCUGUCUUCAAGAUUGACUUAGUUUUUUUAAAACAUUCUUGCAUUAAAUACUAGGUUUGAAACAAACUAUGGAAAUGUUCGUAUUAAAAGCUGUCAGCCCUGGUAA